CUGAGGCAGUCGAGUUCUUCGUUCGAUUUUAAUUUUAUUUGUAUCGCUGCUCAGUUUGUUGAAGGAAAUGCAAAAAAGACUUGAAAUAGAGCUGUACAACUACUUUGGCACAUAAAAACUAUAUUAUGAUAAAGAUAAGAUCCUUGAUUGGAAAUGAAAUUGAAAUAAUGCGAGCCCAAAUAUCGACUAUGUCGACCCAGCUGGCACUGUCAACGUCAGCUGUCAACAAACUGUGUUAACGUUAUCAAAACAUCUCGUCACUUUCCAACUUCUCCGAUUAAAUUAAUUGGAUGCGUGUAUAAUUAUAGGUGAAAUCCGUGCUGGCAAUCGAAAACGAUGUACUUCCGCUUUGGCUCGGCAAAGCGGUCCGGGUAGUGCGUGUGAUAAUGGCUGUCUGUACCGAAGAAAUUAUGACCUGGGUGGCUGUAGUUAUCGGUGGAAAGAUGAUGUGUCCCAAAUGCUAGGAAGGGAAAUCGCAAGUGCAUCCACUACUGUGGCAUCCGAAGCGGUUGGCAUUUGGGGGAGUAUUGCUUUUUUGUCUGUUUAGCGGACUGCGGCACAGGAGACAAAAGGGUGUAAAUAGAAAAAAACGAAAACAAAAAAACGCUCAAACAAAGGUAGGACGAGUAAAUGAGGAUUAAAUGAGAUCCUCAGUAAGUUACAUGUUAUCGCAAGCAGCUGGAGAUCCGAUUAUGGCGCAUCCAGAUUAUGAGCAGCACCAUUACCACCAUGGUUGUUUGUUAAUUCUGGUGCGAGGAAUCGGUUCCUCUAAGCCACGGUCUUUGCAGCGCGUCUUUGAGCGAGUUCAGCGGGUGAACAAUGUGAAAAUACCUGCCGAUUCGACAGGCAUCACCAGAGAUAUCUGGGUACGGUACAUACGAGACCAUCCGGUAGAAAACAAUGAUUGGGGUGACUUUCAAACGCAUCGCCGGCUGCUGGGCCUGAUCACGGUGGGUAAGUUCGAGGCCCAGAGCGAGCUGAACGAGCUGUGUCGGGUACACGAGUCGCUGAAGGUGAAGUACACGCACACGCUAUUCGAUUCUCGCUGUUUGCUGUUCGGCCCGGGCACGGACGAGCUACAAAAGCUGAACGGUGGCGUUAGCGGAACGGACGGUGGUAAAUCCACGAUAGAAAAGUGCUUCCAAACGCCGAGCAACUUCAAGAGCCGCGCCUUCUUCUACCCCGAAAACGACCCUUGCAGUAACUUGGAAACAAAGAUUUCGGAGUUCAUUACCUCCAUCUACUACAUACUGGAGCUGAAGCGAAUGGAAAAGACGCGCGAAAAGCUGGAGAAGGCACCGCUGUUGCUGGCGCCAUUUGAAAAGAAAGAUUUCGUCGGGCUGGACCUGGAGAGUAGAAACAACAAGAAGCGCUGCAUCGGGCGCAUGACGAAGCAUCUCGGCGAUCUAACGCUCCAGGCGGGUCUGGUCGCCGAGUCGCUAAACUUCUUUCACGCCGCCAGCGAAACUCUACGUGCCAUAAGUGACUCGCUGUGGUUGGGCGCUGCCAACGAAGGGCUCUGUGCGGCUUCCGCUAUACUGCUGUACCCGAACUUUCGCUACACAAUGUCUAUACAAAGAAACUCUAGUCUGCAGGAGAACUCUUCCUCUCCCCAGAAGUUCAAUCUUGCCCGCAACCAGCUGUACACCGGCAGCUACAAUGGCGACAGUUCCACGCUGAAGCAUAAAAAAUCCGACAUGGUCAUUAAUCUAAGCGCCUCCGACACGACAACGAUUCUGAACGCGGACAAAACGUCCGCCUCGUCCAAUUCUUCGGCAUCGUCGAUCAGCUCGAGCUUGUCGUCCGGUUCGGCCGGCAGUGGAACGGCCAGCGGAAGUGGCUCCUCAUCCGACUCAGGAACUUUAGUGAACAAGACGGCAAGUACCGGUGUGGCUCCAAAAUUUCCCAGCAAUAUUUUGCAACCGGACGAAAUCACGGUGCGUUAUCGGGAUGCCAUCAUAAACUAUAGCAAGUACCGGAAUGCCGGCAUAAUCGAAACCGAGGCGGCUCUGAAAGCGGCACGCAUUUGUAUCGAGCAGGGCAAGAAUCUGGAUGUGGCCAUGUUUCUGCAGAACGUGCUGUACAUCAAUCUGAACAUGACCGAGCAGCAGCGAGUACGCCGGUUCGAGGUACUGACGGAUCUGUACCAGAAGAUAGGUUACAAUCGUAAGGCGGCAUUCUGUCAGCGGUUAGCAGCCUGGCGUCAUGUCGCUCAAAGCAACAGUAAUCCCGACUGGGGUCAGAGCUAUCGAUUGAUGUUGGAGAGUUUUUCCGGCCACAAACUUUCGCUGGAACCGAACGAGGUGCUUGAGAAUAAUAUGGGAUGGCCGGUGCUGCAGAUUGAUCUGCUGCAGCAGCUCGUUGGGACCGCUCGCCGGUUGGGUCAGUCGGCGCUGGCAACGCGUCACAUGACAUUUUUGCUGCAAACGAUGUGGAAAAAUUUAUCCGCCCAGGAACAGCGUGAAAUGGCACUUCAGCUACAAAAUCUGAGCGCCCAGUGUGAGGGAGCGCCGGUUCCGUUGGUGCUAGAGAACGGUAUCGUAAUACCGCCCGCGAAUCUGACCGAUUUGCCUCACUGUGCUCAGCUGCAGGUAAAGGAUCUAGCGCCGCAUCUGAAGCCGAGCAAGAUCGUCGUCAAUAAGGUGGACAGUGGCCCGUUUCUGUUUACACCGAUCCACUUCAGUUCGCUUGAUCGGCGCGGCAUCGAGAAGGAUGAUAGUAAAAUCACGUUCAACUGGGUGCAGCACGAUGUUUGCGAGGUGAGCUUGAACCUCAUGAAUCCGCUACCGUUUGAAUUGCAGGUGACGGAUAUGCGGCUGCUCACGACCGGCGUUGUGUUUGAAGCCUUUCCACAAACCGUUACCCUGCAGCCCAAUGUGUCGACGAACGUUUCCCUGCACGGUACCUCCAUCGAGUGCGGUGAGCUUGAAAUUCAGGGCUACAGCACGCACACGCUGGGUGUCAAAUCGAACUGUCGACUGAAGCACAUGUUGCAUCGAAAGGAACGCCAUUUGCCACCGUGCUACAAGGUGAAGGUAAUACCGGCACUGCCGAAGCUGGAGACAAAAACGAGCCUUCCACAGACGGCUACAUUUAGCGGUAUGCCAAACGCGGACUUUGUCACUACAUCGGCCAGCAUCACGCUGUACAACGGUGAACGGGGCGAGUGUACGAUCACGCUGAAGAACGCAAGCAACAUUCCGAUCGAGUACGUGGACGCUACGUUUCACUCCACGUUGGAGGCUUCAUUGCAGAACCGAAUAUUUCAGCUAGCGACGGACGAGCUGCAUCGGAAGCUGCCCAUCCAACCGAACGAAAGUAUCGACUUUAAGUUGGUUAUCUUCGGGGAGGCAGACUUUCUCGGUGCGCUUACUGCUGGACCAGGACAGAUAGCGGGUUACGCGCUGUCGAACCAUCCGGAUGGGAUGAACAGUGCGGGUCCGCAAAGUUUAACCGUUUCGCAUGGCGGUGGUGGUGGUGGUGGACCAUUGCAGGGUGGGUUGCUUUCGGGUGGUGGUAGCGGCAAUCCCAGCAUACCGAGCCGCAUAAGCUCACCGACAAACACGCAUCGACGGAAUGAGCUGCUGACGUCGAGUUUUCGCUCGUCCCACUCGGGACACUCAUCGCUGGCCACGCUCAGCGUUGGCAUAUCGACCGGGCACGUACCGCGACAGCUGGACGCACAGCUGCGGUUCAAAUACUCCGGCGGCGAAGGCCUGCAGGAAGGCUUCUGCAGACAGUGUGCAAUCUCGUUUAAUGUAGAGCUGCUCCCAAGUGCACAAAUCACCAACUGGGACGUUUUGUCAGCGGAAAUACCAUCGCAAUUUUAUCUGGUGCUGGAUGUUGUGAACCUAACAGCGCAAGAAAUGUCACUCAACUAUACCUCCAAUAAAACAAUACUCAUCGAGGCUAAGGAAAGCUGUCGCGUACCGGUGCCGGUGCAGCGAUGCCCGCUGGAACGCAUUUUUGCCGCCGUAGCCGAACAUCAGCAGCAGCACCAACAUCACAAUCACAGCCUGCACCACCACCAUCACCAUCAGCAUCAUCAUCAGAUUCACUCGAUUGGUAGCGGUUCAGCGGACCAUCACAAUAUGCCUAGCAUUCUGAGCGGUGUAGCCGGUACGAGCACGAGCGAAAGUUCCGAUCUAACCGAACGCGUCUGUUCCGAGCAUAUAUCGGAAAAUGUUAAUCUUAAGUGGUGCCUACCUGCCAUCGAUUGCCACGGUAUGGCUUCGUUGCGCGGCAUUACACUAUCACCGACGAUGCUCGAUUUGGUGACCGUCCCUCCGCUCGAAUGGGAGGUCAAAGUGGACGAUCAGGUGGUGGCACCACAAUCGGAGGUAACGUGCGUUACAGGACAGUUUCUUAGCUUUAGCAUUAGCAUCUGCAAUCUUUCGGCAUCGGUACUGCAUCAGGUGCAGCUGUCGGUGCAAUUUUAUCAAGAUUAUCAAAAUGGUGUUCAAAACUAUCGGCUAGAAACGCGCGUCACUAUGUCCGGUCCUAAUCACAUACUCAUUCCAUCUCUAAAUAAGGACGAGAAAGCGUUCCACAAGUGCUCGGUUCUAUUCUUCACUCCCGGUCGCUUUAAGGCCGAUAUUCAGUGCCGUUCGCUCAGUUCGACACUGCAAACCACAGCACCGCCACAACGGACGGACGAGUCCGGUGGGAUGCCGAUGCUACCGACACCGGGGCCGGAUAGUGCGUCGCACGUAUGGCGGUUUAUUCCUCCGAUCGAAAUAACCGUCCUGGAUCAACAGUAGGGAGCGGCACCGAUGAUCGGCCGGUGCGAUCUGUACGAGAACAAUAAUUUGGAAAAUUACACAGGAUAUACGCAUGCCCCCAUAUUACUCCCCUGAGGCAUUCGUGCAUAUUGAUUGUUGUUGGCAAAAGCAUAACUAAUAACACGGCUUAAAUAAGUACUACAUUCUGUACCUUUUUCGAAUGCAGAGGCGGCUUGUAGGAAUGUUAUUGUGCGUGAAGAAAGUGUAGAGAGCAUAUACAGCAUAUAGCGUUUACAUUACUCUUGGUAUUAUUGAUACUGCAAAACACAAACAAAAAUGCUGUCGAGGUCGGCUCACUGGGUGUCGAUGUUUAGUAAUAUGUAUUGUUCGUAUAUGUGCAGAAUUUAAAUUAACUGGAAGCAAUAUGAAUAGGAAAUUAUCUCGAAACAAGCAUAUUAUUACGCGCUAUGACGAAUGGGUGGUGACUGGGAAAACCUCAAUCAGUCGUGUUUAGGCUUCGACGAAGCUAUCGAUCGAUCGGUAACACUUUAUCCCCAUUAGACGGUCUUGGACCAGUCGGCUAAGAGGAUUACUGUAUUUAUAGGGAGGUAUGGAUGAUAUUAUGGGAAUCCAAGCAAAACAAUGGUGAGUCGGGAAAAACGAAUUGACAGUGAAAACUCUUCCUCCCAUCUUAUGGCGAAGGACAUAGAAAUAAAACACACAAGAAGCAAACGGCAAAUUAGUUAUACUCGUUAAGGACGAAGCAGUACGGUAUAUCGGUUAGAUUACGUUAUAUUAUACCUAUGUUUUCUUUUUUGCUCGAGGAAAAUGUGAAUGUUAUUUAUGAACAAUUGAAUAAAUGCGAGAAAAUGAUUAUCAAA
This is a messenger RNA of Anopheles funestus (African malaria mosquito), 5602 nucleotides long. It is a transcript of the gene brun, whose product is annotated as protein brunelleschi. The coding region runs from base 642 to 4760 and encodes 1372 amino acids. Lineage: Eukaryota; Metazoa; Arthropoda; Insecta; Diptera; Culicidae. Gene Ontology annotation, cellular component: trans-Golgi network. The record is from RefSeq and is a predicted model, not a curated record. The transcript is spliced from 5 exons.